This is a messenger RNA of Didymodactylos carnosus, 513 nucleotides long. NCBI's taxonomy places the organism in Eukaryota, Metazoa, Rotifera, Eurotatoria, Philodinida, Philodinidae. The record is from the annotation of a GenBank genome assembly.
AUGUCGCAGCGGGCACGUCACACGGCUGCUGGUGCUGCUUCUAGAAACAAAACAAAAUCAACACAACGUAAAACACGUUCUACUCGUAAUAAUCCCAUUCAGAAGAAAGCUUCACGUGUGGCACAGAAAAAGUCGCCAGCACAACGUCAGUUAACAAAACGUUCAUCAACAACUACGACAAAUGCUAGUACAACAACAGCAACAUCUCCCUCCUUAUUCGUACGCCAAUCGCGCAAAAAGCCGUCCAAUUCAUCUCCAUCGAAUCGUUAUAAAAAUAAGAGACAAGCAGUAUUACGAGCUGAAACAUUACUAGUUUAUUGUUCAAAUGUUUUAUCAUCUUCAAAUGAAGAAAAAAGAGACAGUCAUAUUGAUGACACAUUAUCAGCAGCUACAGCAACCAUUAAAACAAACAAAAGAGGACGAGCUAAAUCAACGAAUAGUAGUCCACAAUCAAAAAAUAUUAAUGUUAAGAGAAAAAAGAAAUCAAUACCAAAAAAGGUACUGAAAUUCUAG